GCCUGGCGGCGGGUGGCGGCCAAGAUAAAAGAACGAAUCAUUUCAUAAACGGAUUCGGUUCAAUUCGUUCACUAAAAGGAUUCGUUCUUCUGAACGAAACGUUCGUGAACGAAACAAUACUACAAGAUGCACUUUAUACGAGAGGAGGUGCCUUUGAACUACACAACGCUCAUAACUGGUGUGGAGCUCUACUAUAAUGUCCUCCCCAAGCGCAAAUAAUUUGCAUAGCUAUUGAAGAAAGUCACUACUAUGGUUGUCAAUGUUACUUUGUUUUUCCUUAUUGUUAGUGGUUUGGAUGCGAAGUUAGUGACAGUGAACGAUAUUUUACUGCAGUUAAAUAAAACGGAGGGAGGAGCGCCCAAAACUCACAACAAAAGAAAAUGAUGAAGAAGAAGCAGAAAAAGAAAAAUGGGCGGAGGGAAGAGGAGGCGAAGAAAGCGAAGGCAACAUAUGAACCAAUGAGAAGGCUGAUAGAAGACGCUCAACCAAUUAGCUGGCGAGAUAGUGGUCUCCCUGUCGGGUCUACCCCGGCGAUGUAUUUUUGGCGGCUGCGUGGAAAACAUGGCGGAAAUUUCGAAAGAUUGCAGCGUGCCCAGCAAGAUGUCAUGGGAUGGGCUUGAAGCCUUGUGUCGCACAGCGGGGCUUCACUGUCAAGAGUUGGGGAUAACCAAAGCCAACGUCAAUGAAUAUGAGGUGGAGUUCCUCUGUGACUACAAAAAGACGAAGGAAGAAGAAUUUUACCUGGUGAAAUGGACGGGCUUUCCAGAGUCGGUCAACAGCUGGGAGCCCAAGAGGCACCUCAAAUGCCCCAAACUGAUGAAGCAGUUCCAUCUGGACCUGGAUCAGGAGCUGAGGCGCCAGAAAAGACGUUGCAUCCCUAAAAAGCUGGAUAAGGAAACCUCAACAUUCAUAGUUCAGAAAGCUAGACUCCGUCAGAGACUGAAGAGCUGGCAGGCCCAGUUGAACCUGACCUGCAACCAUCCUGGUCGCAUCUUUGUCAUUAACGAUGUCGACCUUGAGGGUCCACCAAAGAACUUCACAUACAUCAACCACUACAAAGCAGGUCCUGGCAUCAUUUUUGAUGAAAUGGCUGUGGGCUGUGAGUGCAAAAACUGUUUAGAGGAGCCGGUAAACGGUUGCUGUCCUGGCGCAUCGUUACAUCGAAUAGCUUACAAUGAACAUGGCCAGGUCCGGAUCAGGCCAGGACAGCCCAUAUACGAGUGUAACUCUCAGUGUCUCUGUAGCCCAGACUGCCCUAAUAGAGUGGUGCAAAAAGGCAUUCAGUUUGACCUGAGUAUCUUCAAGACGGACAAUGGUCGGGGAUGGGGAGUCCGCACGCUGCAGCAUAUAAGGAAGAACACAUUUGUCAUGGAGUAUGUGGGAGAGAUCAUCACGACAGAUGAAGCAGAGAAACGAGGUCACAUAUAUGACCGCGAAGGCUCUACUUACCUAUUUGACCUGGACUAUGUGGAGGAUGUAUACACAGUGGAUGCUGCUCACCAAGGCAACAUUUCUCACUUUGUCAACCACAGUUGUAACCCAAACCUGCAAGUAUUCAAUGUUUUUGUUGAAAACAUUGAUGAGAGGCUCCCAAGAAUUGCUUUAUUUUCAACACGUGGCAUUCGGACAGGAGAGGAGCUCACCUUUGACUACAAAAUGCAAAUUGAUCCAGUUGACACAGAAAGCUCCAAGAUGGAUUCCAGUUUUACUUUAGCAGGUGUCUCCAGUUCUCCAAAGAAGAGGAUUCGAGUGGAGUGCCGGUGUGGAUCGGACUCGUGCAGAAAAUACCUGUUCUAAUAAAGGACUGGUGUUGCUUAAACAAAUACAACUGUCUGUAAAAGAAAAAUGUGGAACAUUGUACAUAUUUGUAUUUUUCCUGAAAGCUCUUUAAACAUUCAGCUCUUUCAACAUAGCUGACGUUCAAACACAACCGGGCAUAAACUCUUUGGUUUCCAACUUAUCAGAAAUGAUGGUUUAAUGACAAUGGCUUUUUGACCAUGUUUAAUUUUUAAGGGGUUUUAAGAUGGUCAAACAUUAUGCCAAAGUUCACAGUGUUCAUGUUAACGUUGCACUUGCUGCAAGUCACCUGUCUGUCAGAUUUGAUCCAAUGGUUUUCUUGCUUGUGGAAUGCCUUUUAAAUGAGAUGUGUCCACUCAGCUUUCCUCUUAUUUCCUGGCACAGCCAGUUUUGGUGUUCUCUCAGUAUUGUGUCAGACCCUGUGAAAACUACUUGAGCUGACUUCAUUUUGUCAGUACAGGGUGGAUUCAUACUGUGACUAUGGUGCAGUAAAAUAUCUUUUUGUAUCUUUACAUUUUUUGGGGUUAAAUGGCGGCACGGUGGAUGACUUGUUAGAGUGUCUGCAUCACAGUUCUGAGGACCGGGGUUCAAUCCCUGGCUGUGUGGAGUUUGCAUGUUCUCCCCAUACCUGUGUGGGUUUUCCCUGGGCACUCUGGUUUC
Molecule: messenger RNA, 2457 nt
Organism: Phycodurus eques (leafy seadragon)
Lineage: Eukaryota; Metazoa; Chordata; Actinopteri; Syngnathiformes; Syngnathidae
Gene: suv39h1a
Product: SUV39H1 histone lysine methyltransferase a
Exons: 6
Coding region: 562-1797 (411 amino acids)
Cellular component (GO): nucleus
Molecular function (GO): zinc ion binding; protein binding; histone H3K9 methyltransferase activity
Source: RefSeq, a predicted model, not a curated record